GGCGUCACAUAAUUUCUAAAGCUUUGACUCUUUCUAUAAUUUAAUCUUUUUUCUCACGUUGAUUUUCUUGUGAGGUUUUUGUUUUUGUUGUUGGUUUGUUUAGAAUAGAUCACACACUGCAGCUGAGGGGAAUGCGCAAAUGACGUCAAACAAUGCGUAAAAAUAAAAAAGACUUUAUCGUCCUCCAAAGGUCUUUUUAUAUGUGUGAGCAAAAAUUGAAAAUGUGUGAAUCAGAUAAUACAGACUGUACACGAGAUCAGAAAUUAUGUAUGAAUCCCCAGAGUUAAACAUUGUAAGAAGGGACGAUCUCCCUUGUCAUACCUUACAAAAACGCACGUAUAAAUGUAUUAAUGUUACACAGCCUAAUUCGUUGCCCGAGUAGCACAUUUUUAUUUUUAGGACAAACAAGAAAAUAAACUCGUUUCCUCUCUCUCUCUCUUUCUUUAUUUUUUUUUAAAAACCAGGAAAAAAGAUGGUAAUUUCAAAUUAUACAAGUAAUUUUCCAAAGAGAUGGAGGCUCUUCUUUCUAGUGAUAUGUAUGAUUCUAUUAUUGGUGCAAGUGUACAUGUUUACAACCCCUACAAAAGAGAUACCUGUUGCUGUUGUUGUUACCGAGAAAAAGAAGGCACCCGUCUACACAGCACCUACAAAGGCACCUGUGAAACAAUCCAUCCUACUCGGGUUUGGAGGAUUUCUUUCGAAAUUGCCUCAGAUCCAACACAAUUUCAGCCCUGAACCGCGAGAAUAUACCAUCCAAAGAGAGGCACGAAGAAACGCGGUCAAGACAUCCUUCAUCCAUGGUUGGACAGGCUACAAAACGUAUGCAAUGGGUCAUGAUGAAUUAAAGCCAUUGACCAACAGACCUUCUGAUCCGUUUGGAGGAUGGGGAGCCACCAUGAUUGACUCACUCAGCACCUUGUUGAUCAUGGAACUGAACGACGAGUAUGCACGUAUCAUGCCACGCAUUAGCAAGAUUAACUUUAAGGUAGAUGAGGAUAUCAGUGUAUUUGAAUCCAUCAUUCGAUACUUGGGAGGGUUUAUGAGUGCCUAUGAAUUGGGUGAACGGAAGCAGGAUUCAUUGUUACAAAAGGCAGAGAAAUUGGCCAUCGAACUUUUACCUGCUUUUGAGACUCCUUCGGGAUUACCUCAUCAUCUUUGGAAUCCGGUCCAGAAUAAGCCAAAUAACAGAGAGACAUUGAUUGCUGAAGUGGGUACAGUCCAACUUGAAUUCAUGAUGCUUUCACAACUUACAGGAAAUCCUAUCUACGGACAAAAGGCACAAGCAAUCACUGAUUUUUUGGACAAUAUGGGAUAUGAACAUGGUCUUUAUAUUAAAGGACUUUACCCAACUGCCAUGGAUACCCAUCAAGGUCGAUUUAAAAAUGCAAUCAGUUCGUUUGGAGCCAUGGGAGACAGUGCAUUUGAAUAUUUUCUCAAGGAAUAUAUUCUCAUGGAUGGCAGAGUGCCACAAUAUGCUAGAAUGUAUACUCAGUCAAUUAAUAGCAUGAAGAAACAUAUGCUCCGACAAGUGCCAGGUUACGAUCUAUUAUUAUUACCUCCCUACGAUACGCAACACAUGCAACAUAGAAACUCCAUGGAUCACUUGACUUGCUUUGUGCCGGGUAUGCUGGCCAUGGGCUCUGUCACAUUAAACGAACCUGAAGAUAUGGAGAUUGCCAAGGGACUAUUAGAGACAUGCGUGUUUAUGUACCGCACAACAGAAACAGGCCUAAGUCCAGAAACUUGGUCGAUUCCCAAAACGGUACCUUACAACCCAUUAACGUACAACAAGACCAAGACACAAUUAGCAAAGUUGCGUGAUUGGUGGUACAAUGAUGAAUUAAUUAACCCGUUACUGAUACAGCCAAAGAACGAAAGUGAGGCUGUCCGAGAAGAAACAAAGGAAACACAAUAUUCGACAAAGUAUCAAUUACCACCUGUCAAACAGAGACCCGAUUCCUUGUAUUUUGGAGACAAGCGGUAUCUUUUGCGACCCGAAACAGUAGAGAGUUUGUUCAUCAUGUAUCGAAUCACAGGCGACCAAAAGUAUCAGGAAUACGGAUGGGAAAUCUACGAGUCCAUUGAGAAAUGGUGCAAGACAAAGAGUGCAUAUGCAUCAAUUCGUAACGUGGAGCGUAAGAGGGAAGACGGAGACGAAGAAGAUGAAGAAUUUAAUCAGAUUGACUCGAUGGAAACGUUCUUAUUUGCAGAGACAUUUAAAUACUUGUACUUGUUGUUUAGUCCACCUGAAGUUAUUUCGCUAGACAAGUUUAUAUUUAACACAGAAGCGCAUCCCUUUUUACGUAAACAAUGGAAUUGGGAUAGAAUUUUUAAGAAAUAAAAAAGAAGAAAAGCUUUUAUUUAGAUUUUAAUAAUAGAAAGCU
Messenger RNA from Mucor mucedo, 2384 nucleotides. RefSeq names its product glycoside hydrolase. Gene Ontology annotation, biological process: carbohydrate metabolic process; N-glycan processing. Gene Ontology annotation, molecular function: mannosyl-oligosaccharide 1,2-alpha-mannosidase activity; calcium ion binding. NCBI's taxonomy places the organism in Eukaryota, Fungi, Mucoromycota, Mucoromycetes, Mucorales, Mucoraceae. Gene Ontology annotation, cellular component: Golgi membrane; endoplasmic reticulum. The coding region runs from base 473 to 2341 and encodes 622 amino acids. The record is from RefSeq and is a predicted model, not a curated record. The transcript has 9 exons.